This is a messenger RNA of Hevea brasiliensis (rubber tree), 1519 nucleotides long. Its product is annotated as probable xyloglucan galactosyltransferase GT19. The record is from RefSeq and is a predicted model, not a curated record. The coding region runs from base 69 to 1409 and encodes 446 amino acids. Gene Ontology annotation, molecular function: glycosyltransferase activity. Lineage: Eukaryota; Viridiplantae; Streptophyta; Magnoliopsida; Malpighiales; Euphorbiaceae. The transcript has a single exon.
UUCUCUCUCUCUCUCUCUCUCUCUCUUCUCAACCCACAAAGCUAAAGUCUCUCUCUAUCUCUCCCUCCAUGGCCUGUAAAUCUCGUAUCUUUCUUCUCCUCUGCUUUCUCAUUAUCUUCAUCAAUUCAACAUUUUCUCUAGAAUCAGGAAUAGACUGCACCGGUCGCUGGAUCCACAUCAGACGCCUGCCUUCACGCUUCAAUCUUGAUCUUCUCACUAACUGCUCUGCAUACCCUCUUUUUGACAAUUUCUGCCCUUAUCUCACCAACCAUGGCCUUGGCCCCAAGACCCACAACCGCUCUCAGUCUUGGUACCGCUCCGAUCCUCUCUUGCUCGAGGUCACCUUCCAUCGCCGGAUGCUCGAGUACCCAUGCCUAACCGCUGAUCCCAAUCUAGCCAACGCCGUCUACUUGCCUUACUAUGCAGCAAUCGAUGCAUUGAGGUAUCUUUAUGGUCCUAAUGUCAACACUAGCAUGGAACACGGGCUUGAAUUGUUAGACUUUCUUCAAGAAAAUGAUGCUAGGAUAUGGGGAAGACGUAACGGGAUUGAUCAUUUUCUGGUUAUGGCUCGUCCAGCCUGGGAUUUCUCGCAGUCCUUGUAUGUUGACCCUCCUGUGUGGGGCACUUCGUUUCUCGAAUUGCCAGAGUUUUAUAAUGUCACCGCUUUGGUUGUUGAGGGCAGGGCUUGGCCUUGGCAGGAACAGGCUGUGCCUUACUUGACUUCAUUUCACCCUCCAACUUUGGCCCUGUUCGACUCUUGGAUCAAACGCGUUAAGGGUUCCAGAAGAACCACGUUGAUGCUUUUUGCAGGCGGAGGAGGGGUCGGCGCCACCUUAAAUAUCAGGAGGAGCAUCAGGAACGAGUGUGAAAAUGGCAGCGAUAGUGCCAGUUUUUUAGUCAGUCGAGGAUAUAGCUCUCUCUACUACACCAAGGUGUGUGAUUUAGUGGAUUGCUCUAAUGGGAUUUGUGAGCACGACCCAAUCAGGUAUAUGAGACCAAUGUUACAAGCCACCUUUUGUCUGCAGCCUCCAGGGGAUACCCCAACUCGGAGGUCUACUUUUGAUGCCAUCGUUGCAGGGUGUAUACCGGUUUUCUUCGAGGAACAGUCUGCAAAAACGCAAUACAGGUGGCACUUGCCGGAGGAAAUGUAUGGGGAUUUUGCAGUGUUUAUACCCAAAGAGGAAGUGGUGUAUAAAGGGUUGAAGAUUUUGGACGUGCUUAUGGGAAUUCCUAGAGCUCAAGUGAGGAGGAUGAGGGAGAAAGUUAUAGACUUGAUGCCAAGAGUUGUGUAUAGGAAGCAUGGAAGUUCCUUUGGUUUAAGAGCCAAGAAGGAUGCAUUUGAUAUUGCAAUUGAAGGUGCUUUGGAGAGGAUCAACUCUAGGCUUAAAGGAAGAGAUUUUGAUCAAUGACUAGUUCUCAUUCUUUAUUGUCUGUUGUAAUUAUUGUAAUUCGCUGUUCUUCAUCUUCUUUCUUGCUGAUAAAUUGCAGAGAAAAAUAGAUUAUUAUUAUUAUUAUUAUU